Molecule: messenger RNA, 4583 nt
Organism: Saccoglossus kowalevskii
Lineage: Eukaryota; Metazoa; Hemichordata; Enteropneusta; Harrimaniidae
Biological process (GO): microtubule-based movement
Molecular function (GO): microtubule binding; microtubule motor activity; ATP binding
Source: RefSeq, a predicted model, not a curated record
GGCAGUCACUUAACAGAAAUGUGCCCAGUCCAGAAAAGCUAAUAAUAUCAUCAUCUGACGACAGUUCAGGUAGUGCCGGAAAAAAAUUCAAGAAUAAUGUUAUAGAGCCGAGUGAUAAUGUCUCCCGUAAAGCAUGGACUGAUGGUAAUAACAGGGAGACCCCACGAAUACAUUCCUCAAGACCUGCUUCUGGUGUACCAAGAACUGUUUCUAGUAUGGGUAGUGUAAGCUCUAUUAUAACAGUGGAGGAAGCCAGACCUGAAUCACGAUUAGAUCGCACAUCUAUGAUAAUAGACCCAGAUACACGGAGUCUAGUAUCUAGAUCCAGUAGAACUCAAUUACAGCCACCAGAGUUAGAUUCACAGAAUGCCUAUGUACCUUACCUGUAUGCAAGAGACUGCCUAGCUAAGGUAAUGGAUGAUAUGAAGAGAAUGAAAAUCAGCCAUGUGAAAAUAGUUCACCAAAUAGAGGAAAAUUAUAAGAGUAUUGAGGACGAAACACAGGGUCAAUUCAACGCUUUUGUUAUCAGUCUGAGACUACAUUUCUCAACGAAAGUUAAUACAUUCAAGCAAGUGAUAGAAAUCCACAGGGAAGAAUUCAAAAGGCAUCAAGGUUAUUGGGAUGAAACCUUAGCUAGUUUAAGUGCCAGAAAUAAGCAGCUACUGAAGGACAAGAAGAGACUUCUCAUUAUCAAUAAAGUAGAAAUUGAAAGACUGGAAAAAGAGAAGGAGCAAACAAUUACAGAAUUAACUCACCAAAUUGACAAGGAGCAUGGACAGUACACGCUAGCUACUAAAGACUAUGAAAACUUGAAGAAAAAAUAUGAAUGUGAAAUAGAAGAAAAGAAGGCACUGGAUGAUGAGUUGGAAAAGAUGAAGAUGGAAAUUGAAAGACUGGAACUCGUGUUACAAUCCCAACCUGAUAGAUCAGCUAGCGGUGACAGUGCUGUUGUUGGCACCGCUGUCACUGGCAUGGCGACAUCUACCACAGUUGUGAAAUCACUUGAUAAUGAAGAAAGAAGAAAAUAUGAAUUAGAAAUCAAGUCUUCCAUGAAGGAACUGGCUUUGAUGAAAGCAAAAUAUGAUGCACUGAUGUUACAAUUUAACUUGGUGGCUGAUUCUGUCUCUACUGAUAAAGAGAAAACACAGGAAACUAUUGUGGUGGUAUCUAGUGAGAAAGAUGAACUGCAAGAGGAGAGGGAAAAGUUAAAGCAGGAAAUCAAGGAAUGGGAAGAGAAAUUCAAGAAAGAGAAGGGACGAGAGCCAUCCGAGAAAGACAAAAGUAGAGCUGUAAAGAAACUAGAUGAAAAAAGUGAGAAAGUGGAAAAGAAAAUAUCUCAGUUGGAUGUGAAGAUUGAGACACUAAAUGCUUUGAAAGAAGGUAAAGUUCCAGAACCAACAGUUGUCAAAGUGCCUGAACCUGUCGUCAAAACUAUAAAGGUUAAAGUCCCAGAUCCAGAGUUAGUUGCAGCAUUGGCUGCCUCAGAGAAACGCAACACUGAACUACAACAAAAGAUCCAAGAACUGGAAAACUCACUUAAAGACAAAGAUAAAAAUAUAAAAGUUCUUCAGAAGGAUAAAAAGAAACUAGUUAAGACUAAAUCGGUGCAGAAUUUACCUGUGAAGAGCUGGAAAGAUGAUAAGAAUUCAAGAGUUCUGUUGGAAGCUGUUAUUAACCAGGUUCAUGAUAUUCAUGGUGAAGUGAAAAAAGCUUCUAAGAAAACGUCAACAAGACUUGAAUCCACUGAAGCAGAGAAGGCGAGAUUGAUACAAAUAAGGGACCAAACCAAGCAGGAUAUUGAUGCUUGGGUUGACAAGUAUGUUGGUGAGAACGGUGCAGAACCUACAGAGUCAGACAGAACUGCUGCGGCUCAGGAUCUAUAUUCUAAAUUCGAUGAAUACAAUGCUCAAUGUCUGAAUAAUGAAACUGACAUUGUAGCCUUGACAAUGAUGAAAACUGGUGAGAUCCCUGCUGAAUUUGGUUCCCUUGCUGCUGCUACUGUGCUAGUGAAAGGUAUUGGUGCAAAUGCUGAACUAAUGAAAGAACUUGAGGAUAAGAUACAACAACUAGAAGAAGAGAACAAUUCUUUGAAUCAGAAGAAUUACCAACUAGAAGAUAGAUCUAGUGAUUUAGAAGACAAAAUUGAAGAGCUGGAGAGUGAAUUAGAGAUUUCAAAAAGCCAGGUUGGUGUCGGUGUUGGUGUGAGCGUGGCUGCUGCAAGUGUUGAGGUUGGUGGCGCUACUUUGGAUGAAGACAUUGAGGGAUUUGGAGAACAGCUGGCUGCUCUUCAAAGAAAAGUGGAUGAGUCUGAGGCUCAGUUGAGAGAAGAGAAAGCAGCACAUGGUAAAACGAAACAAGAACUUGAAGAUUUGAAGAAUGAACUUGAAAGAUCUCAGGAUGAUAGAUCAGACCAGUCAUCAGAGUUGGAAGCUAAAUUCCUUGCCAAGGAAAAAGCUUUGAAAGCAGAACUCAAAGCUAAAGAUGAGGAUUUAACUGAAUCCAAACAGAGAGUUGAUGAGUUGGAAAAUGAAAAAUUGAAAAAACUUCCAGUUGAUUCUGCCAAGGAGAUUAAGAAAUUACAAGAAAAACUGAAAAAGGCAGAAGCUGACAAGAAAGCAAGUGAUAAAAUAGCCCGAAAUAAGACAGCUGAAUGUGAUGAAAGCAAACAGAAAGUCACUAACCUCAGCCAAUCACUGGCAAAGGAAAGAGAAAUCAACAGAGGUCACCAGGACAAACUAAAAGUGAAGAUGUCUGAGAAAGAUAAAGAGAUGAAGGAAAUGGCGUGGCAGAUGGACAAGAAACAAACAGAAAGAGCUGCUGAAGAGAAAAAGAAAAUGCAAAUAUUAGAGAAGAAGUUGAAAGAAUUUCAGAUUAUUGCGGCUGCUGGCGGUAAAGAAGGAAAGCGCAAUGAAGUGAAAGUCAAGAAAUUACAAGAACAGAUGGCAACAAUGAAGAAACAAUCAAAAGAAGAUCAGGAGAAAAUUAGAACUAUGGAGAGAGAAGCAAAAGAAGCUAGAGUAGUUGCAGCCCAAGAUAAAAGUGGUAAGGCUGCUGAGAAACAAAUCAAAGAAUUGGAUAAGAAACUGGAGAUGGAAAAGAAGAAAUUUGAACGAGAACAAACAAAAGCAAAAAAACUAGACGAGGAGCUGACCACUACGAAGAAAGAUCUUUCAACAUCCCAAGACAAGACCCGGAAACUGACUGCCGAGCUAGCCAUGCUGGGUGUUGCUGCAAAAGAAGGCAUAGCUGCUGCAGAAAAGGUUGCCGCUUUGGAGCGUGAUGUUAAGAAAUUGACAGCUGAAAACAUAACAUUGGCAGAUAAUUGGAAUAGUGAACGAGUACUGAGAAAGAAAUACUACAAUAUGGUGGAAGACAUGAAAGGUAAAAUCCGUGUUUAUUGCCGAGCAAGGCCAUUGAGUAAUGAUGAAUUAGCUAGGGGUAAUGUAUCAAUUAUAAAGUCACCUGAUGAGUAUUCCAUUGAAGUAACUAGUAGUCGUGGUACCAAGGAAUUCCAGUAUGAUCAAGUGUUCACUGCUGAUGCAACACAAGAAAAAAUAUUUGAAGACACCAAUAAUCUGAUCCAGUCUGCGGUUGAUGGAUACAAUGUAUGUAUAUUUGCAUAUGGACAGACUGGUUCCGGUAAGACCUUCACAAUGAUUGGUGACUCUGAUCACAAAUAUCCUGGAAUAGCACCAAGAGCAUUCACACAAAUAUUCAAUCUUCUAGAGCAAAACAAGAAGAAGUUUUCAUACAAAGUGACUACUUACAUGUUGGAAUUGUACAAUGAUAAACUAAUUGAUCUCUAUCAACCAGCAAACCAAGAGCAAAAGAAGUUAGAAAUCAAGAAGGAUAAGAAGGGUAUGGUGUUUGUACAAGACUCGGUGUCUCAGGUUGCCAUCAAUGCCAAGGAAUUGUUUGGUUUAUUUGAAGAAGGGUCGCACAAUAGACAUAUUGCCUCUACGAAAAUGAAUUCUGAGAGCUCCCGAUCUCAUUUAAUAUUGGGAAUACUUAUUGAGACAACAAACAGGACUACCGGCACAGUAACCCAAGGCAAACUAAGCCUAGUAGAUUUGGCCGGAAGUGAACGUAUUUCUAAAACCAAUGCUCAAGCUGAACAACUCAAGGAAGCACAGUCUAUAAAUAAAUCAUUGAGUGCACUCGGUGAUGUCAUAUCAGCGUUAUCAAGUGGGCAGUCCUUCAUACCUUAUCGUAACAAUAAACUAACUCUCUUGAUGCAAGACUCGUUGGGUGGUAACGCCAAGACUCUUAUGUUUGUCAACAUAUCCCCAGCUGAUUACAAUGCUGAUGAGAGUGUCAUAUCAUUGACGUAUGCUUCCCGUGUGAAAUUAAUCACGAACGAAGCAUCUAAGAAUGCAGACAAUAAAGAGAUUGCCAGACUCAAGGAUAUCAUUGUCAAGUUAAAACAUGGUGAACGAAUUGAAGAAGAAGAAAUUGCAUAGUAAUAUUUUGAGAAUUACAAGAAAGAUUUAACAUCUCAAGUGAUUGAUGCUAGUCAGAGUCUUCUAUAGUUCUGUAUACCACUGUUGUCAUAUAUUUCAUAAAUAAGUGUAAUUAUUUUGGUC